Paramecium tetraurelia is the source of this 795-nucleotide messenger RNA. RefSeq lists its product as uncharacterized. The record is from RefSeq and is a predicted model, not a curated record. NCBI's taxonomy places the organism in Eukaryota, Ciliophora, Oligohymenophorea, Peniculida, Parameciidae. The transcript has 2 exons.
AUGUAGCUUCGAAGUUGUAAGUUUAACCAGCCUCCUAGAAGAUAAUAUAUAUCCCCAUAUCAAAUAUUUUAUUAAGAACAAUUGAAUAUAUUGUUGAGCCAAGGAGUUUGCAUUAAUAUGGUUGGUGGUCCCAUCUCAAAAGCCUGGUAGGAAUUGACAUCUGAAAUGCAUGAAUAUUAUGAAGAGUAAUUUGAAUAAUGCGAAGAACAAUUUUAGGAGUAGCUAAUCUACUUUUAUGGUGGUAAUCAAAAACACAUCAAUCAAUUGAAUGAACUCAAAAAUAUUCCUUCUAAACCCAAAAAGCCUCUCACUCCUUAAUUUGAAUAUAUAAUUAAAAAUAGGUACAAAUUUUAAUCUAGAAUAAUCAAUUGGAAAUAGUCUUUUUCAUUUUUAGUCCAAGAAUAUUUUAAAUAGUCUUAAAAUGUUAGAGAACAAUUAGAAUUCGAUUUUGAAAGAAAAAUGAAAGACUACAAAGAAGCCAUUGAAAAAUGGAAUUAAAUGUAUGCUGAAAAAUAUAAAACUUUAGAAAACAAUACUAUUGAAAUUUAUAACAAAUAAAAGACUGAAAAUGAUUUUGAGUACUAAGAAUUACAAUUUUUCAGACCUAUUAGAAAAUUGAGAACAAAUAAAAAAGAGGAUCCUGCAUAAACAUACAUUGAUUUUAAAAAUGUCAAGAAAUAUCCAAAUAGGAAUGAAGAUUUUGGUUUGAGAGAGCUACAGACUAAUACAGAACAAUUUGCAGAAGAGGUUCAACAAUUAGCAUCUAAAUAAACAAAGAAGGCAAGACAAUUUUGA